Tripterygium wilfordii is the source of this 4197-nucleotide messenger RNA. RefSeq names its product probable leucine-rich repeat receptor-like protein kinase At2g33170. Lineage: Eukaryota; Viridiplantae; Streptophyta; Magnoliopsida; Celastrales; Celastraceae. Gene Ontology annotation, cellular component: plasma membrane. Gene Ontology annotation, molecular function: ATP binding; protein kinase activity; protein binding. Gene Ontology annotation, biological process: protein phosphorylation. Bases 554 to 3874 code for a protein of 1106 amino acids. The transcript is spliced from 4 exons. The record is from RefSeq and is a predicted model, not a curated record.
GAAAUUGUUAAUAUUUGCUGAAAUGAAUGGUUUUUAGGGGAAGGAGAAACACAUGGCUUCAAAGUGACGUGAAGGCCUCUUUCUAAUAUUAUUGUUUUUUUUAGUCUAAACCGACCAACCAAAGCAAUCAAAGAAAAGCUGUCAAAUCAAGGAAAUCCCAGAAAUUUUUGCCGAGGAAGAUUUGAACUUUUUGCUUGACACGCAGUUAGCUUAACUCUACUUUAUUAGCAAGCACUAUAUGUAUAUCAGAGGAGAUGAAAAAGAGCCCCCCACUAGAGAGAGAAAGAGGGAGGAGAUAUAGACAUAUAAUAGAGCAUGCCUUGUCGGCCAUUAGUGCUUCAAUGGAGAACUCAGGCCCGUCUCUUGGAUUCAUCUAGAGAUCCCGAUCGAGCAUCCUCGCCAUUUGUGCCCAAAAAGUGAAGUGAUUCUUACUUUAAGCGAAGACUCGCUUCUCUUGCUACUCUUUGAUUACUGCUUAUUGGCUUACGCAGGAGUAUCAGGUGUCAGAUGAUCAGGUUACAUUAUACCCUUGAUCCAUCCAUACGUUUUUGAAAUGGCGGCGGAUUUUACAUCAACGAGAUUUUUUGAAGUGGGGUUCAUUGGAUUUCUGAUUGUUUCUACACUGCUAGUCUUAACUUCAGAGGGGUUGAAUUUUGAGGGGCAAAACCUCUUGGAGCUAAAGAAUGGUAUUCUCGAUCCAUACAAUUAUUUGGAGAACUGGAACUCCACUGAUAUGACUCCUUGUGGGUGGAUUGGUGUGAGUUGCAGUUCAGGUUACGAGCUGGCUGUGUGGUCUCUUGAUUUAAAUUCGAUGAAUCUUUCAGGAGUCGUAAGUCCCAGUAUUGGUGGUUUGAACCACUUAACACAUCUUAGCCUUGCAUACAAUCAGUUCACUGGAGACAUACCGAGGGAAAUUGGAAACUGUUCAAGGUUGCAAUUCCUUUAUUUGAACAAUAAUCAGUUCAGUGGGCAAAUUCCUCUCGAACUGGGUCAAUUGUAUUUCCUAAGAAGUUUGAAUAUAUGCAAUAACAAAAUUUCUGGUCCUAUUCCGGAGGAGCUUGGAACUCUGUCUUUGCUGUUAGAGUUUGUGGCAUACACCAACAAUCUGACUGGGCCGAUACCUCUUUCUAUUGGCAAUCUCAAGAAUCUAAGAACUUUCAGAGCUGGACAAAAUGGAAUUUCUGGUAGCAUUCCAGUAGAAAUAGGUGGAUGUCAGAGUUUAGAAUUGCUUGGUCUUGCCCAAAAUUAUUUAGGAGGAGACUUACCCAGGGAACUAGGGAUGCUUGGGAGGUUGACAGAGAUUAUUCUAUGGGAUAACCAACUGUCAGGUUUCAUCCCAGUAGAGCUUGGGAAUUGCACAAACCUUCAGACCCUUGCAUUGUAUGGGAAUGCUCUCGCGGGGCCAAUCCCAUCAGAGAUUGGGAGUCUGCAGUUUUUGAAGAAAUUAUAUCUGUAUAGGAACCAGUUGAAUGGUACCAUUCCAAAAGAGAUUGGAAAUUUAUCUGCAGCAACAGAAAUUGAUUUCUCGGAGAACUAUUUGACAGGUGAGAUCCCAGCCGAGUUCAGCAACAUAAAGGGUCUACAGCUACUAUACCUCUUUCAAAACCAACUUACAGGUGUAAUACCAAAUGAGCUUAGUAGCUUGAGGAACUUGACGAAGCUUGAUCUCUCGAUCAAUAACCUUACUGGUCCCAUUCCGUUUGGGUUUCAGUAUUUGACUGAAAUGCGCCAGUUACAGCUUUUUGACAACUAUUUAAGUGGUAAUAUUCCUCUAGAGCUUGGACUAUAUAGUGCACUUUGGGUGGUUGAUUUUUCAGAUAACCGCCUGACAGGAAGAGUACCUCCUCAUUUUUGUCGACAUUCUAACUUGAUUUUGUUGAACCUCGAGUCUAAUAACCUGUUUGGAAAUAUCCCAACCGGGAUCUUGAACUGCAAGACAUUGGUACAGCUUCGUCUGGUAAGGAACAAGCUUACUGGUACCUUUCCCUCAGAGCUUUGCAAAUUAUUGAACCUGUCUGCUAUUGAGUUAGAUCAGAACAGGUUCACUGGUCCACUUCCUCCUGAGAUUGGAAACUGUCAAAAGUUGCAGAGGCUUCAUAUUGCAAACAAUUACUUUACUUCUGGGUUGCCUAAGGAAAUAGGUAGCUUGUCCCAGCUAGUAACAUUUAAUGUUUCAUCUAAUUUGCUCACUGGACGAAUUCCGCCUGAAAUUAUCAACUGCAAGAAGCUUCAACGACUUGAUCUCAGCCACAACAGCUUUGUAGAUGCUUUACCGCAUGAGCUUGGAACCCUCCUGCAACUGGAACUUCUCAAGCUUUCAGAAAAUAGGCUCUCUGGACGUAUACCUUCUACGAUAGGAAACCUUUCUCAUUUGACUGAGUUGCAGAUGGGUGGCAACUUAUUUUCUGGUGAAAUACCGCCAGAGUUGGGUUCUCUUUUAAGCUUGCAGAUUGCGAUGAAUCUCAGUAAUAAUAAUCUUACUGGGAACAUACCGCCUGAAUUUGGGAAUCUAUAUUUACUUGAGUUCCUACUGCUAAAUAACAAUCAUUUGAGUGGUGAAAUUCCCAGUACAUUAGAAAAUCUGUCAAGUUUGCUAGGGUGCAAUCUUUCGUACAAUGAUCUUACAGGACCUAUACCUGCAGUGCCACCGUUUAAGAACAUGGCAGUCAGCAGUUUUAUUGGGAACAAAGGGCUCUGUGGCGGGCCUCUUGGCGAUUGUAGUGCCAAUCCAUCUUCUUCUUCUGUACCUCCUCUGGAAGGUGUGGGAGCUCCUCGAGGUAGAAUCAUAACAUAUGUUGCAGCUGCUAUUGGUGGUGUUUCUCUCAUUCUAAUAGCCAUUCUUCUGUAUUUCAUGAGGCGUCCUACUGAGACAGUCAUUGCAUUGCAAGACAAGGAGAUAUCAUCAUCAGAAUCAGAUAUCUACUUCCCUCCAAAGGAUGGACUCACUUUACAACUUCUGAUUGAGGCUACAAACAAUUUUCAUGACAGCUUUAUUGUGGGAAGGGGAGCUUGUGGAACAGUUUAUAAGGCGGAUAUGCCUUCUGGGCAAACUGUUGCCGUUAAAAAGCUUGCAUCUAACCGUGAAGGUAGCAGUAUUGAGAACAGUUUUCAGGCGGAGAUUUUGACUCUUGGAAAGAUUAGGCACCGUAACAUUGUGAAGCUCUAUGGCUUCUGCUAUUACCAAGGUUCCAAUAUUCUUCUAUAUGAGUACAUGGCAAAGGGUAGUCUGGGUGAAUUGCUGCAUGAGUCCUCUUACAGCUUGGAAUGGCCAACUCGCUUCACAAUUGCUUUUGGGGCUGCUGAAGGUCUUGCUUAUCUUCAUCACGACUGUAAACCAAGGAUAAUUCACCGUGACAUAAAGUCCAACAAUAUUCUACUUGAUGCUAACUUUGAAGCUCAAGUUGGCGAUUUUGGUUUGGCGAAAAUAAUUGACAUGCCACAAUCUAAAUCAAUGUCAGCAGUCGCAGGAUCAUACGGAUACAUCGCACCAGAAUAUGCAUACACCAUGAAGGUUACCGAGAAGUGUGAUAUCUAUAGCUAUGGAGUCGUCUUAUUGGAGUUGAUAACCGGAAGAACUCCCGUACAGCCACUGGAUCAGGGAGGUGAUCUUGUUACAUGGGCGAGGCGCUAUAUUCGAGACAAUUCACUGACGUCUGAGAUGUUUGAUACACGAUUGAAUCUCGAGCAUCAAAGCGUUGUUGACCAGAUGAUUGCUGUCAUGAAAAUUGCUUUGAUGUGCACCAGUAUGUCUCCAUCUGAUCGGCCAUCGAUGCGGGAAGUUGUGCUGAUGCUUAGUGAGUCUAAAGAGCGGGAAGAAAGGAACCUUGUUUCGUCUCGAACAUAUGAUCUUCCUCUAAAAGAUGAUGCCUUAUAAAAGUGUAAGUCUCCAUUUCCCAUUUUCAUUAACUGCAAUGAUUUUUUUUGUUCUGAUUCUUCCUCAUAUUAUUUGCAAAAGGAGAAGAUGAUGUCAUGUACAUUGUUUCACAAGAACAAAAAGAAAACAUUAGAAGAGCUUCUGAUAUAAAUUUACAUUAGAAGAGCUUCUGACAUAAAUUUAUGGGAGUUACACUGAUAUAGUUCUCUAAUUUGUAUUUACUCCGACGGAUAAAUGUACAGCUGAGCUGACAGUACCAUACAUGUACCUUGAAAGGUUCUGAUGUCAAAUGAGUUGUCUGAAGUUGAAUAUUUGAUCGUUCU